This is a messenger RNA of Pseudophryne corroboree (corroboree frog), 1065 nucleotides long. Its product is annotated as olfactory receptor 56A4-like. Gene Ontology annotation, biological process: G protein-coupled receptor signaling pathway. Bases 62 to 1039 code for a protein of 325 amino acids. The transcript has 2 exons. Gene Ontology annotation, cellular component: plasma membrane. The record is from RefSeq and is a predicted model, not a curated record. Gene Ontology annotation, molecular function: G protein-coupled receptor activity; olfactory receptor activity. NCBI's taxonomy places the organism in Eukaryota, Metazoa, Chordata, Amphibia, Anura, Myobatrachidae.
UAGUAGAGCAGUAAUCCGUCUCUUAUUCCCUGGCAGGAGCGAGAGGAGACGGACCGCAGCCAUGAAUCUCAGUUUGCCGAUGGAUAAUAAUCUUACCAUGGGCACAAACUUCAGAAACAGUUCUUCCUUGGAGUUCACCUUCAUCUGUUUUCCCGAGGUUCCCAGCUGGAACAUCACUGGUUUCCUCAUCUUCUUUCUUCUGGUGGCUUUAAUCUCCAAUGUGACAUUGCUGGCGGUCAUCUGUGCUGAGCCUAGACUCCACCACCCCAUGUAUUACUUCCUGGCCAUGCUCUCCUUGGCGGAUAUUCUUCACUGCACUUGUGCGACUCCCAGAGUUCUGGUGAUCCUCUGGACAAACGCCAUGACUAUCCAAGCAGCAGCCUGUUUUACCCAGAUAUUCUUCACUACGAUGUGGUCAGCCACAACAUCUUCCAUAUUCCUGGUGAUGGCAUACGACCGUUACGUGGCUAUUUGUCACCCUCUGCAUUACCCUACCAUUGUCACAAACCAACUUGUGGUGAAGGCCACUGUGUUUGUCAUGAUCAGGAACUUGGCUGUAUCGUUGCCCCUACCCUUGCUGGCGGCAAAUCUUGAUUACUGCUCCAGUAGGGAAAUUCUUCACUGUUUCUGUGAGAAUAUGUCAGUCGAAAAACUGUCCUGCAGUGACAAUUCUUCCACCAGCAUCUACGGCUUAGUGGUCUUCAUCUUGGUUGGAGGUACAGAUUUCCUGCUCAUCGUUAUAUCAUAUUUAAUCAUUCUCAGAACCGUGGUGGCAGCACGUUCCUUCAGUGCUGCCUUCAAAGCUUUUCGCACGUGUGGCUCUCACCUUAUUCUCAUCUUUUUGUUCUACCUCACCAUCGCCACCACAAUAGUGUCUAAUCGGGCAGUCAAGGAGAUCCCUCGGCCUGUACAUGUCCUGCUUUGUCUUAUUCACCAGCUGUUGCCGCCAACUCUGAACCCACUUGUAUAUGGUGUUAUGACCAUGGAGAUCAGGCAUGCUAUCAAGAGGAUGUUGGGAAAGAUUCAGAUUUAUCCGUGAGUUGGAGUCUGCAGCUGAGUCACCGC